AUGUCGCCAGACAAGCAGUAUUCUAGCGCAAAGUCCAAGAAGAACAAGAAGAAGAACCAAUCCAGCGAGCAGAAUGUCGACAGUGGCAAGGCCGCCGAUAAUGAAACACAAAACGAUGCUGUUGUUAAAGAAGAGUUGAAGGAUGAGCCUGAAGGAGAAGAGAACCAAGCCCAAGGUGUCAACGGUCAAAGCAAAGCCACCGCAGACUCUGCGACGGAGAAGAAGAAUAACGACGAGAACAAUGCCUCGGACGCCAAAACGAUAACAACUACCAAACCGGCAGCGUCAGAAGAUAACAGCAAAUUCGACGACCUAGUACGAGACCGGGACUCUCUCCGCGCCGAAGUGACCGAACUCCGCAAAUCGCUGGAACAAAUCCAACACAAGCACGAAGAAGAAAUGGAAGCGCUGCAACAGAAAUUGAACGAGUCCGAGGACAAGAAAACGCAGGCCGAAACACAAUUCCAGAAACUGUUGGAGCGAGUGAAUACGAUCAAAUCGCAGCUGGGGGAGAGGUUGAAAGAGGAUGCCGAGGAACUUUCGCAAGCUCGGUCUCGUAUAGAAGAAUUGGAAGACCAAAAUUCGGCUUUGAAAGCCGAAGUGAGCGAAAAUUUGACCAAGAUCGCAGGCUUAGAGAAAGACGCCCGAGAACAUUCCAACGAACUAUCGAAUCUACGCAACAGAGCCAAUCUGUCUCAGCAGAAUUGGCAGCAAGAGAAGGAGGAGCUUAUUGAACAAGAGUCGUAUAUCCGGGCAGAAUUCGAAGAGGCGAAGCAGGCAAUGCAUAAUUGGGAAGUGCUGGCAAUGGAAGAACGAUCAAUCCGGGAGGGGCUUACGGAGAAGGUCAAUGAUUUGGAAGAGCAGCUUUCGAGUCUUCGUGAUGAGUACAAUAGUGCUGUUUCGGAUAAUAAUACGCAAUCAAACACAAUUGAUGGACUGCAGCGAGCAUUACAGGAGAUACAAGACGCACGAAAACAAGAACUGCGCGAACUUGUGCAAAGCUCCGACGCGCAGCUCGAAGAGCUCAGAGAGAAACUUCAACAAGUUGAGAAGCGAGCAGAAGAGGCCAACACAGACCUCAAACAGGCGCAGACGGAGCUAGAUCGACUUCUCCCAUUUGAGAAAGAGGUCAAAGAGAAGAACCUUCUCAUUGGCAAACUGCGGCAUGAAGCCGUUACUCUGAAUGAUCAUUUGACGAAGGCAUUGAGAUUUUUGAAGAGAGGUAAACCCGAGGAUAAUGUUGACCGGCACGUCGUGACAAAUCAUCUGCUACACUUCCUAGCUCUCGAUCGGUCCGAUCCAAAGAAGUUUCAGAUCUUGCAACUCAUUGCAGCUCUCUUACAAUGGGACGAUGACCAAAGAGAACAAGCAGGACUCAGUCGUCCCGGCACAUCGACUACAAUAAGUAACAUCACCACUGCGCUAAAAGUACCGAGUUUCUACGUACAUCGAACACCGAGCACACCCUCUCUUAUGACCGAUUACAUGGAGAACGGGAACAAUGCUGCGGGCGGAAAGGAGACCCUUGCAGAACUGUGGUCUAAUUUCUUGGAGCAAGAGGCCGAAGCUGCUGGGAAUGGAAGUAAACGAGGCUCUACAGCCGGUCUUUCACCUUAA
Messenger RNA from Talaromyces marneffei, 1617 nucleotides. RefSeq lists its product as uncharacterized. Gene Ontology annotation, molecular function: small GTPase binding. Gene Ontology annotation, cellular component: Golgi apparatus. The coding region runs from base 1 to 1617 and encodes 538 amino acids. The transcript has 7 exons. The record is from RefSeq and is a predicted model, not a curated record. Lineage: Eukaryota; Fungi; Ascomycota; Eurotiomycetes; Eurotiales; Trichocomaceae. Gene Ontology annotation, biological process: Golgi organization; endoplasmic reticulum to Golgi vesicle-mediated transport.